This is a messenger RNA of Procambarus clarkii (red swamp crayfish), 5328 nucleotides long. Its product is annotated as rab GTPase-binding effector protein 1. Lineage: Eukaryota; Metazoa; Arthropoda; Malacostraca; Decapoda; Cambaridae. The record is from RefSeq and is a predicted model, not a curated record. Gene Ontology annotation, biological process: endocytosis. Gene Ontology annotation, cellular component: intracellular membrane-bounded organelle. Gene Ontology annotation, molecular function: growth factor activity; GTPase activator activity; metal ion binding.
CUCCUUGCAGCAACGUCCCGCACAGUUGGGACACGAGCAGCUGAUUUCGGAGUGAGGAGGAUGCCACUCCGGACCAAAAUGUCAGCUCGUUGGUGAUUUGGAAGGAAUUACGGAGGUCACCGGCAAGAUGGAGGCGUGUGGGGCCUCAGAGGAAGGUGUGGAGGGUGAGUGCUCGUCCUCAAGCCAGACGCCCGAGGCUGAAGCACUUCCGCCGCUCGUCUGGCAGCACCUGGGGCACCCUGAGUUGCAAUCUAGAGUAAAGGAAUUGGAAGAAAGGGAGCGUAAACUUGUAGAGAAGCACGCACGUCUUGAGGAGGACUUUGGUUAUCGCCGGGCCAAGCUAAAGGAACUCUACCUCCAGAAGGAAGAGGAGUUGAGGGUGCAGAGCGAACAGAACAAUGCAGUAGAGACAGAAGUAGAGUUGUUGCGUGCUCAAGUGAGACAGCUGCAGGCAGAUCUGGAGGAGGCUCACAGUGCUGUAACAAUUGCUCAGUGCACUGCUGAGAAUGACAUUGCUGUAGAGCAGCGCAAGUGUCAGGAGGAGAUUGCCACUGUUCAGCAGCUUAUGAAGGAGGAGGUGGCAAAUGCUGUUGGGCAGACAGGUGGCCGUUAUGAAGGGGAGAUCAAAAGGUUAAAAAAACUUUCGGAGAGGUUAGAAACGGAGAAGCAGCACUACCGACGCUUAUACGAAAGACAAUUGGAGGAAUCAGAUAUACGAACAAAAGGCGAGAGUUUGCUGAGCCCGGGAGUUUUGUCGGCCGUUACAAAGUCUCUAGCGAAGAGAGUUCCAAGUCUGAGCCCAUCAGCGUUAAGUACACCAGAAAAGACCACUUCUAGCUCUGCUGUAGGAACUCCCUCCUCAUUAGGCACAGGGGUUGAUGCUGAGAACUUGGAAGACAGUAUGAAGAGGGCCCAGGAAGAUGCAGAUCUGUUGCGAUCAUUGGUGGAACCACUGGAGGAGGAAAUCCAAGCUCUUAAAGAGAAGAUCCGUGCUCAAGAUGCCCAGUUAAGAGCUCAUGAGGCCCAACAGGCAGCUUCUCUUCAUACUGCUGACCUCGUGGCUCCACUCCUGAAGGGCACUGAUGCGGCGCAGGUGGUGAAGCAGCUAGAUGAGAAGCUGAAGGGUGUGAGCAGUACUCUGGAAGCGGAGAAAUCAUCCCGGGCAGAUUUAGAACUGUAUACAGCCAUUCUCAACACGCAAAAAACUGCUCUCACUGAUGAAGUUGACAGAUUACGUACACAGCUUACAGAACUCAGACAAGUGUACGAGACGGAGCGACGCCAACAUAGAGAUCUGAAGCACACUUGGCAACGAGCCAACGACCAGUUUCUAGAGACACAGAGACUCCACCUUGCUGACAUGAGGCGAAUGCAAUCUCUCUUGACUCUUGAUCAGCAGCGGAGAUUAGAAGAAUUACAGCGGAGUGAAGAAUCGAUGGCCAGAGCUCCGUCCAUCUCUCUCUCAGAUUCUCGGACAGAGGUUAGACAGGAAGCCAAGCCAGCUUCCCCCCACUUGUCUUCUCUUUCCCCAGCUUCCAGAAAGAGAGGCCAAUCUCCAUCUCCAGAAAAUGAGAUUGAUGAUGAUCGUUCUUCAUCGUUGCUUGACCUGGACGAAGAAGCUGGUGCUUCUCUGCCUGCCACUUCACACCAUACACAUGGGAGUGAGCAGAGUGAUGAUCAGAGCAGCGAGGCAGAGACGCACAGCCUCCCUCCCGACAGCCUUGCCCCAGACAGUCUUGGACCUGACAGUCUUGCUCCAGACAAUUUAUUGGCAGAGCGGUUUAGUCCAGACAAGAUGCCCCAGUUGACACACGAUCAGCAGAAAGCUCUUGCAGAUAUGACUCCAGAUUCUGAAGGCAUAACCCAGAGCGAGUCACUAAUGUCUCCGGGCGAAGACGACUACAUGGCUAUUGAAUUUACACCAAGCUAUAAUGCCAUGCACAGUGGGACAUUAGGGGUGGCAGGUGGGAGAAGAGUUGUCAGUGAGGCAGAGUGGAACCUCCUGAAUGAUGAGAUUCGUCGUGCCAGGAGUCGCAUGGGUCGCUCUUGCCAGCUGUGUGCCACCUAUCAGACACAAAUGCAGAAGGCUCAGAGUGAGCAUCGGGAGACAGAAAAGCAGCGUUUAGAGCUGGAUAAAGCACUUGCACGAUAUAAGGAUGAUUUAGACAGAGAGGCACGUUAUCGACACGUCAUGGAGGAAAAAUGGCGAGUCAUGGCAGAAGAAUAUGAGAAGAAGGUGGCAGGUGUAGCCACCAUAAUAGAUGCAGCUACUGGGAAACAUAACGAAGUUGUGGCAAGAUUCCGAGCCACGGUGACAAACCUACACGAUCAGUUGAAAGUGCUGACGGAACGAAGAGAAGCGGUUCAACACGAACUUACCAGACUACAGAAGGAAAAUGAUGAUUUAGUUGGCAAACAUAGUCAGCAUUCUCAACAGCUGCAGAAUGAAAUAAUUAACCUUCCUGACAAUAUGGAGGAGAUGCAGCUUCUCUUGCUGAGGUACCGGGAAGAUAUCAUCGCUGCCAAGGUCUCGAAGGAAUAUCUAGAGGAGACUCUAAAAUCUGAAAUUUUGUUCCUUAAAGAUCAAGUUUUAGCUGAGCAACAUGAAAAAAACACCAUUGAAGAUCGUUUGUCAUCAGAAAUAGACCAAUUAAGAGAGAAAGUUGGGUUACUGGAGAGUUUAGAAAGUCAAAUGAAUAUGGAGCGGAGAAGCAGAGUUGAGAGUGAUGCUCAAUUGAAAGAGAUGGAGAGCAGACAAUCUGAGGCCCAACUCAAGAAUCAGCAGAUUAUAUCUGCCCUCAAAACACAAGUGGCAGAGCAGACACAGGCCAGGGCUCGAUUGGAGGCAGAAGUAGUAGAGCUCCGUGGCAGGGUGUCAACACUACAGCACGACCUGGAUACGUCUGAGGCAGUACAGCGGGAUUUUGUGAGGUUAUCACAAUCCUUGCAGGUUCAGCUCGAGAAGAUAAGACAACAAGAGAAAGAGGUACGAUGGCAGCACGAAGAGGACCAGGAAGAGUGCAAUAGUUGUAAACAGAGAUUUUCUGCUGUUGGGCGGAGAAAGCAUCAUUGCCGUCACUGUGGGAAAAUCUUCUGCAAUGAGUGUGUAAGCAAAACUGUUCAGAGCGGACCUCAUAACCGUACAUCUAGAGUGUGCGAUGUCUGCCACACACUUCUGGUGCAAGAUGCCACUCCAUACUUCAGUUCUGAGCCACCACAUUCUCCCGACUGACCUGACAGACCCUCGGUUGCUUCUCCACACUGAUCAGAUACAGUAGACCGAUGUCGCUCGUACCACUGACUUCCCUGUGCUAUAUAUACCUGCCAAUCCACAUUAUCAUAAUGCCAGACCACACACUACUAUCCUCUUCGUUUGACAACUGUAAUUGUUGAAUAUCAAUGUGCCAUAUAGGUGAGGUGUAAGAUUCUUAAUUUGUCAACUUCUGCUUCUGAACUCUUAUACAUUUCGGAUAUAUCUUUUUAAAUUUGGAUUUUUCUAAUUUAUGCUUUUAAUAAUUUGUGUAAUGAAUAAGUGCACUGAUGUAAGUCUGCACUAUUAUUUGACCUCAACCUAAUAAUUAUAAAAGCAUGUGUUUGUACAACAUGUUUUACAUUGGCAUUUGGAUUAAGUAAACCUUAAUUACUUUGCAUAGGGUCCUUGUCAUUAAAUCUAGAUGGAAGUUUACUGGAUUAACAAUGCUUAAGAUGUCUGCUCUGUUUGCAGAUGUUGGCUUGAGUCUCUCCAUCUGUAUACAUUAUAUAACUUAGUCUAAACUUAAGCCAUCCACGUGAGAACUUUUUCUGCGUACCUAGUCUCCUCUCUGCCUUAUAAAAUAUUAAUGCCUUUUUACUAAACAUUCCCUUAAAACAAGAGUGGGAAACUUCGAGCAAAGGUUACCCCUCAUAAAUUAUGCAAGCAUCUUAGGAUGAACCUCAUUUAUUUCAUCUAAUUUGGACUAGUGGUCAUUCCAGUGAAGAUUGGCUGCCAGAACUUCACUUCAGAAUGUACAUGGACUAGACCAUUGUAUAAAAUUCAGCAAACUGAUCAGAAAACAUCGCUCUGUGUGCCUAUCAUGUUGAUAGAUGAAUGGUGAUCUUCAGAAGAUAACACAGUUUCAUGCCAGGUUGUCUCCCUGCGUGAUGGUGCGAUCAAAGUGUACAAAGUGUAUAUUUUCCCAGUGUAGCGUUUUGGGGAGUGCAAUGGUUGUCUUAUUGUAAUAGUUUCCCCAUAAUAAUGACGACAUUCUAAUGGCAAGUCUCAUUGUAUAUUUUAUGCUAAAUAUUUACAUUUAUAAUGUGGAAAGUUUUAUGUGGCUAUUAACGGCUUCAGUUUACCAAAUUGCAUAUUAUCGGUUCGUGAUGUCUUGUAUAGUUUCAGGAAGAUUAUGAACAAAUAAUGUGACGUUUGACAUCUCUGGUAAUUAAAGAAAAUGUGUUGUGUAUGAAAGAUUUAUUGUAUUCAGUGUGCAAGGCUGUUGAUGACAGAUCUCUUUAUGGAAGCAUACGUUUUCUCCAAUUUACUUAUAUAUUCCCAAUUUCUUGCAGCUGUUGGUGCUGUAGAUGAAAUCAGAUACCAAAUCAAUUUAUUUAAUGUUUUUUUGACAUAUUGGUAACCUAUUUUUGAGAAUCUACUUAAGUUUUGCAAAUGUGAUGCAUAUACAAAAUAUUUUUGACUAUAUAUAUUUAGCACACACAUUGACAGUCAAUUUAUCCCCUUCUAUAUUUUACCCCAAUGGUAACUAAUGUCAAUAACAAAGCAUUAUAAAAAAGAAAAUAAGGGGAUGAUAGGAUGCAAGUUUUAAGACGGGAGAGGGAUCUCUUGGUCUGUACAUUGUGAAUGAUCAUUGGGCACAAAUUGAAAAUGAACUCUGUACAAGGUGAACAGAAGGUUCACGAAUAUGCUAGUUUAGGAGGACAGUCUGAUAACACAUUGAUUUUAAGAGGCAUUAAGUUUCUUGUAAAAUGAGUAGGGGAAAGGUCAAGCUGACCUUUCAGAGAAUGGCAAUACAGUAAUCCAAAUAAAGUGCAUAUAACAAAUGAUAUUGAUAUUAUAUUAUAGACUUAAUAGAUAGUUUCCUGGAAAAAUUUAUCAUUCCAUUGUACAUACAACAGUGGAUUUUUAUAAAUUUUGAUUAAAACCUUUUAAUUGUUUUUUUAUGAAUUUGAAAAGUUUAAGUGAUGAAGAUAAUUUUAAUAAAAGAUUUUAAAUUUUGCCGCAGUAUUAUCAUUUAUAAAUAGGAUUUAUAAUUGUUAUAUAAUUGUUUGUUGAAAACGUGUGUGUAAAGAUUAAUAUGUUCAGUAAUAAAUACUGUCAAGAAUCCUCAAAAA